UUUAUAUUAAUCAUAAUUAGAGAAUCAACAUUCAUAUAUGUCUCAUUUGUUUUGGACAAUUCCAAUAAGAGUGGGUGAAUCUUGAUUAAUAUUUUAAUUUUUCUUCCCUGGUAUUAAAAGUUUUACUUUUUUCUGAUAUAUGAAAAAUGACCUUUGAAGGUAUAAAGCAGUUUUAUGUGAAUGUGGAGAAGGAAGAAUGGAAGCUUGAGACACUUUGUGAUCUGUAUGAAACCUUAACCACCACACAGAGUGUGAUCUUUGUGAAUACUCGUCGCAAAGUUGACUUGUUAACAGACCAGAUGAGAGGUAGAGAUCAUAGUGUCUUAGCCACCCAUGGUGAAAUGGACGAGAAUACUAGGGAUAUUAUAAUGUGUAAAUUCUGUUGUGGUUCCUUUCGUGUUCUCAUCACUAGUAUAUGUGACCGCCUUGAUGUCCAACAACAAGUCUCACUUGUCAUAAACUAUGAUCUCCCUACUCAGCCUGAGAAUUACCUUCAUCGCGUUGGACGUAGUGGAAGGUUUGGUAGGAAGGGUGUUGUGAUCAACUUUGCAACCACCAAGGAUGAUGAGAGAAUGCUCUAUGACAUUCAGAAGUUUUACAACGUGGUGAUUGAGGAGCUUCCGGUAAAUGUUGCUGAUCUCCUGUAGAUGGCUGGCUGGCUAUAAGAAUUUAACAGCAGGACCAUUAUUCUUCAAGGCUAGAUAUCCACAGUCUCUCUAUCUCACCUUUGAGGUAAUGGUAUGGACUGCGUGAUAGAGUUUGUGACCCGAAUUUUAUCGAUCCGGCUCUGAAAGUUUCGCGGUGCGAUUUAUGUUUGUGAUUUUAAUGGGGUCUGUGGUGAUAGCGUAGGGAUCAGAUCAACUCAUCUCCUUUCAUAGUGAAAUUCCUCUGACUCUGCCCGUGGUUUUUCCUGCAAGAAUUUCCACGUAAAUCUGUGUGUUCUUGUCUUUUCUUUUUGCUUGUGGUUUGCUUUAUUAUGUCCGAUUUAUAACACUGCGUAUACUUUGUGGGGAUAUACUGGGUAUGUUGUAAUUGUUGGUUUGUUUAUUUAGUCUAGUGUAAUGUUGAACUAUACAGUCUUGGGCUUUUGCUAGUUUUUUUUAGGCACAAUACAUAAACAUGCUCUUUUAACUUGACAUCA
Molecule: messenger RNA, 1141 nt
Organism: Capsicum annuum
Lineage: Eukaryota; Viridiplantae; Streptophyta; Magnoliopsida; Solanales; Solanaceae
Product: eukaryotic initiation factor 4A-6
Exons: 1
Coding region: 147-647 (166 amino acids)
Molecular function (GO): RNA binding; RNA helicase activity
Source: RefSeq, a predicted model, not a curated record